Messenger RNA from Theileria annulata, 1581 nucleotides. RefSeq names its product aspartyl protease precursor, putative. Gene Ontology annotation, molecular function: aspartic-type endopeptidase activity. The record is from RefSeq and is a predicted model, not a curated record. Gene Ontology annotation, biological process: proteolysis. Lineage: Eukaryota; Apicomplexa; Aconoidasida; Piroplasmida; Theileriidae. The transcript has 8 exons. Bases 1 to 1581 code for a protein of 526 amino acids.
AUGAAAUUGGACAUCAUUAGGUUUUCGACUUUAAUAUUUAUCUUGGGAGUUUUCACUUUUUCUCCGGUUUCUCCCCUUUUUUUGGACAAUGGCACAACUUUUAAAGACUUGUCCUCUGAAAUAUUCAAGCAUAUAGGUUCUGUGGUGAUUGAUGCCUAUGAUACUCCUGCAACUGUUUAUAUGAAGGAGCUUUUUAAUCACGCUACUAGUGACUGUGAUAAAUGCUAUACACAUAUUUUUAACAUGGAAUAUCCUAGAAUGUUAUCAUCGCAAAUUUUCAAUAAACCAGAUCACUCCGUUAAUCUUUAUAGAUUUGCUUUAAACAAGAAAAAACACAAAAAAAACACUAAAACUGCUAAUUAUAAUAAUAAUGAGCUUGCUGAUGUUAGUAAAAGACCAAAUCAAUAUAGCUAUUUAAAGUUCAAGUCGGAUGAUGGAUCACAGAACCUUCAGCAAUAUCUUUUAAAUUUCGAAAAUAGUCAGUAUUUUGGUGAAAUACAAGUAGGAACACCUCCAAAAAACUUCGUAGUUGUAUUUGACACCGGAUCAAGUCAGUUGUGGAUACCAUCAAAAUCAUGCCUCAACCAUAAUUCGAAUGGUUGUGCGAGGCAUAGAAUGUUUGAUUCAUCAGCAUCUACUACUUAUGAACCAAUGAUUAAGGGUAAUGAGAUGAUGAGUGAGUACAUCCGUUACGGUACCGGUGAAUGUGUGCUGGCACUUGGAUUUGAUAAUGUAAAAAUCGGCUCGCUAAAUGUUAAGCAUCAAUCAAUUGGAUUGUCCGUACUUGAAAGUGAGCAUCCGUUUGGUGAUUUACCUUUCGAUGGGUUAGUUGGUCUUGGGUUCCCAGACACUGAACUCAAAGAAUCAAAAAAACUUACCCCUAUAUUCGACUCAAUAAAAAAUCAAAAAAUAUUAAAGAGGAAUAUAAUAGCUUUUUAUAUGUCAAAGGACAUUAAUCAACCUGGAUCUCUUUCUUUUGGUAGUAUUGAUCCUAAAUACGUACUUCCAGGGCAUAAACCAUGGUGGUUUCCCGUUGUUAAAACUGAUUACUGGGAGAUAGAAGUUUCUUCGUUAUUGGUUGAUGGUGAACCCGUUGUGUUUGAUAGAAAGUACAAUGCUGCGAUAGAUACUGGAAGUAGUUUAAUAUCUGGACCAUCAGAUGUGAUAAUACCUUUGUUAGAAAAAAUCACCGUUGAAGAGGACUGCUCAAACCUUGACAAACUACCCCGUUUAUCGUUUGUAUUUCGGGAUGUCAUGGGAAGAAAAGUAAAAUUCGACCUUGAUCCUGAGGAUUACGUAUUAAAGGACGAAGUUGAGAAAGUGUGUAUGCUGGGUGUGCUGCCAAUGGAUAUGCCUGAGCCAAAAAAGCCUUUGUUUGUUAUAGGCGCAAACUUUCUCAGAAGGUAUAUCUCAAUUUUCGACAGGGAUCAGAUGGUAGUCGGAUUAGUUCCGGCAUCACAUGAUCAAAAGGAAGAAAAUAAGCAAGAACAACUCUCUGAUAGGUUCAAAGUUCCAGACGGUAAUACUAUUAUAUACUCUUUAAGUCCUACAAAUAUUUUUAUAUUAACCGUAAUGUUGUAA